This is a messenger RNA of Malania oleifera, 2354 nucleotides long. RefSeq names its product inositol-3-phosphate synthase. Gene Ontology annotation, molecular function: inositol-3-phosphate synthase activity. Gene Ontology annotation, biological process: inositol biosynthetic process; phospholipid biosynthetic process. The record is from RefSeq and is a predicted model, not a curated record. Gene Ontology annotation, cellular component: cytoplasm. NCBI's taxonomy places the organism in Eukaryota, Viridiplantae, Streptophyta, Magnoliopsida, Santalales, Ximeniaceae. The transcript is spliced from 9 exons. The coding region runs from base 169 to 1722 and encodes 517 amino acids.
ACGAUUAGAACGAAGGGGCACACAGAUUAGAGGUCUGAGAGGAGGAGAAAAGAGAAAGGACUUCCACUUUUCUUCUUCCUUCUUUUCUUUCUGUGUCUGUUUGGCUGAAUUUUCUUCUCUUUUUUUCUCUUUCUCGUGUCUUCUUCUACCCAUUUUCUCGGGGAAAAAAUGUUUAUCGAGAGCUUUAGGGUGGAGAGCCCCAAUGUUAAGUACACAGAAACCGAAAUUCAAUCCGUGUAUAAUUAUGAGACCACGGAGCUUGUCCAUGAGGAUAGGAACGGAACCUAUCAAUGGAUCGUCAAGCCCAAAUCCGUGAAAUACGAAUUCAAGACUGAUAUUCAUGUUCCAAAACUAGGGGUUAUGCUUGUGGGUUGGGGAGGAAACAAUGGUUCGACCCUAACUGGAGGUGUAAUCGCGAACCGAGAGGGAAUCUCAUGGGCAACGAAGGACAAGGUUCAACAGGCCAAUUAUUUUGGGUCCUUGACCCAGGCAUCUUCAAUCCGAGUUGGGUCUUUCAAUGGAGAGGAGAUCUAUGCUCCAUUCAAGAGCCUUCUCCCCAUGGUGAACCCAGAUGACAUUGUGUUCGGGGGUUGGGACAUCAGUGACAUGAACUUGGCAGAUGCCAUGGCCAGGGCCAAGGUCCUGGACAUUGAUCUGCAGAAGCAGCUGAGGCCCUACAUGGAAUCCAUGGUCCCACUUCCUGGGGUUUAUGACCCUGAUUUCAUUGCUGCCAAUCAGGGCUCACGUGCCAACAACUUGAUCAAAGGAACCAAAAAGCAACAAAUUGAACAGAUCAUGAAAGAUAUUAGGGAGUUUAAGGAAGCAAAUAAGGUAGACAAGGUAGUGGUGCUGUGGACUGCCAACACAGAGAGAUACAGUAAUGUAAUUGUUGGAUUAAACGACACGAUGGAAAGCCUCUUGGCUUCUGUUGAAAAGAACGAAGCCGAGAUAUCUCCCUCCACCUUGUUUGCUUUGGCCUGUGUUUAUGAGAACGUCCCUUUUAUCAAUGGGAGCCCACAGAACACUUUUGUCCCAGGGCUGAUUGAUUUGGCCAUAAAGAGGAACAGCUUGAUCGGUGGGGAUGAUUUCAAGAGUGGCCAGACUAAAAUGAAAUCCGUUUUGGUAGAUUUCCUUGUUGGGGCUGGAAUUAAGCCAACAUCAAUUGUGAGCUAUAACCAUUUGGGAAACAACGACGGCAUGAAUCUGUCAGCUCCCCAAACCUUCAGAUCCAAAGAGAUCUCAAAGAGCAAUGUUGUGGACGACAUGGUUUCCAGCAAUGGCAUCCUUUACGAGCCCGGUGAGCAUCCUGACCAUGUCGUGGUCAUCAAGUAUGUGCCAUAUGUGGGAGAUAGCAAGAGAGCCAUGGAUGAGUACACUUCAGAGAUAUUCAUGGGUGGCACCAAUACCAUAGUGCUGCACAACACCUGCGAGGACUCCUUGUUGGCUGCACCCAUCAUCUUGGAUCUCGUCCUCUUGGCUGAGCUGAGCAGCCGCAUCCAGUUUAAGGCUGAAGGAGAGGGAAAGUUUCACUCCUUCCACCCUGUGGCUACAAUUCUCAGUUACCUCACCAAGGCUCCUCUUGUAAGAGACCUCAACCACCAGCUUUUUCUUCUGUCAUUUAAUUAUUUCUUCCUGCAAUAUUUUAAAGGUGUCCAAACCAAACCAAACCAAACCAACUUAACUAAUAAAGUGGAAAAGCCAUGGACACUGUUUGUCGGUUGAGACCUGCAGAUCACAGCAUCUAUGUUAAAAUAAAGGGAUCAAAGGGCAAAGGGCACUGUUGAUGUGACAUCUGAUGAACAAAGUUUGAUUUUAUGAGGUUUUUAUAUGUUGCUCGUGAGAAUGUGAACAAAAGGAAGCCCACACUGAUUUGACAGUCACAUGAAUAAUGUUAUAUUGAUUAUUGUGGUUUCGUCUGGUUGUUGUGAGGAAUUUUUAUGGUUCCAUGAGUUGGAGGAUUCAAUAUAUAAUUAAUAAUUGGGGUUUGGUUUGUGUGUCUGGUAACAUGCAGGUGCCACCCGGUACUCCAGUGGUGAACGCACUGUCGAAGCAGAGGGCGAUGCUUGAGAACAUACUGAGGGCUUGUGUUGGGUUGGCUCCUGAGAACAACAUGAUUUUGGAGUAUAAAUGAAGAAGAUGAUUUAGUUGGGGGUUACAAUUGAUGUCACCCAUCUCCAUCUCUGCUUUGCCCUAGGGGUGCGUCAUGUUUGUUGUCAGUGGUCUUCAGUGGUGCUGAGCUUGUGUAUGUUGCUAGCUUCUGCUCUGGCUCCUUGUAGAGACUAGAGCAAGCCCUUUUACAAUCUUAAUGUCAAAAAGAAAAAAAAAAAGAAAAAAAAGUAUCAAUGUGUCGUGCA